Abrus precatorius (Indian licorice) is the source of this 2647-nucleotide messenger RNA. RefSeq names its product scarecrow-like protein 1. The transcript has 3 exons. The record is from RefSeq and is a predicted model, not a curated record. Gene Ontology annotation, biological process: regulation of DNA-templated transcription. Gene Ontology annotation, molecular function: sequence-specific DNA binding; DNA-binding transcription factor activity. Gene Ontology annotation, cellular component: nucleus. The coding region runs from base 708 to 2483 and encodes 591 amino acids. NCBI's taxonomy places the organism in Eukaryota, Viridiplantae, Streptophyta, Magnoliopsida, Fabales, Fabaceae.
UGUGAUUAUCUUCAUGAUUACCAUUUUUUUAAUAAGUUAAAUAAAUGGGCCACUUUAGAAUAUAUCGUAUGCUCAUAACUCAUUGUUUCUUUAAUUGGGUUGCUCAAUUCCCCUUAAUUCACCCCCAUAUUUUAAUUCAUUUCAAAUUUGAAACUUAAGUCUAGUUUUUGAAAUUUAUUUAUUUUUCUUCCUAUGUCCACAUCUGUAUUUAUUAAAUUUUAUUGAUUGUGCUUAUCAAUUCUUCAAGUUUCUUCUUGUUAAUUAUUUUUGGUUUAUCUAAUUUGUUGCUUUUCCACCAAUCUGACCUUCCCAACGAAACCAAUUUUUUUAUUAUAUUAAGGAGCCUUCAAGAGGUUGUCUUGCCUUUUGCUUUGCUGUAAUCUCUCUUGCACUUGGUCAAAAUCCUUAGCCUAGUUCUUUUUUUUCUCUACCUCUAGAAACAAUUUCUCAGGAUCAUCCUCAUCUUCGCUGACAGGGCAGGAAGAAAGCUGUGGUCGAAGUGUGUUCUUCUGGGUUUCUAGUUGCAUAAGAUUGGUUGUUCUAAUUCUGACUGAAAGUCUUUUCUAAAUCUGUUGUCUUCUCCUAUUGUUUCUCCAAUCUCAGAAUAGACAUUCUGAAAGGCUGAACAAGAUUUCAUCAGUGAGCACCUAUUUCACUAAUUCUCAAGAUUGAAACUUUUUAUGAUCUGACUGAAUAAAAGGAAAACUAUGUCAUUGGUUAUAUCUACGGAGCUGAGUGAUACAACAUAUAGGAAUGCCAAGCUCUACUCGCUAAAGGGAACCAAUGUUACACCUGACUUGUCCUCCCACAAUUUUGCUCCUGAUAAGCACAGAAACAUGUACAUGACAGACUCUUACUCCAGUGAAAGCUAUGAAAAGUACUUCCUUGAUUCACCUACUGAAGAACUAAUAGAAUCAUCUAGUUCCAGCAUAUCUGGAAAUUCAAUUCACCCUGAUGGUGCUUCUUCUUACCCGCUCAGAGUUAGCUCGGGAACUUCUAUGAUUACUAAUAACCCGUUUGAUACUUCUUUCUUGUCUACAAGGCAUCGCAAUGCUUAUCAGUCCAACUUCAGUUCAGAUUUCUUGGAAAAUGGGAGCCCAGAUUGCCUUGAUUUUGAUGGUGAAAUGCGAUUGAAACUACAAGAAUUGGAGAGGGCUUUGCUUUCUGAUAAUAAUGAUGAAGAAGAGGAGGAAGAUAUAUUUGAGACUGUUCAAAGCAUGGAGAUUGAUCCUGACAUGGCUGAGUGGGUCAAUCCCAUUCAAGAUAUGCUGCUUCAUGACUCACCAAAGGAGUCUUCAUCUUCAGAUUCUUCCAAUAUUAGUAGCAUUAGUAGCACCAAAGAAAUAUCACAAAACUCGCUACGGACCCCAAAGAAAAUGCUUUAUGACUGUGCUUUAGCUCUUUCAGAAGGAAAUAAAGACAGAGCCUCAUUUAUGAUAAAUGAUCUUCGACAAAUGGUCUCAAUUCAGGGUGAUCCUUCUCAAAGAAUUGCAGCUUAUAUGGUGGAAGGACUUGCAGCUCGUGUGGCUUCAUCCGGAAAAUGUAUCUAUAAAGCUUUGAGAUGCAAGGAACCUCCUUCUUCGGAUCGCUUAGCAGCUAUGCAGAUACUAUUUGAGGUGUGCCCUUGUUUUAAAUUUGGAUUCAUUGCUGCAAAUGGCGCAAUUGCUGAGGCGGUUAGAGAUGAAAAGAAGGUUCACAUAAUAGAUUUUGACAUCAAUCAAGGAAGUCAAUACAUAACUCUAAUACAAACACUUGCUUCAAUGCCAGGUAAGCCACCUCAUGUGAGAUUAACUGGGGUUGAUGAUCCUGAGUCAGUGCAGCGAUCCGUUGGUGGCCUAAAUAUCAUUGGACAAAGACUUGAAAAGCUGGCAGAAGCACUUGGAUUGCCAUUUGAGUUUCGAGCAGUGGCAUCAAGGACCUCAAUUGUCACUCCAUCAAUGCUCAAUUGUCGUCCCGGGGAAGCACUUGUGGUGAACUUUGCAUUCCAGCUUCAUCACAUGCGAGAUGAAAGUGUAUCAACUGUCAACGAACGAGACCAGCUUCUUCGCAUGGUUAAGAGCCUGAAUCCAAAACUUGUAACGGUUGUGGAACAAGACAUGAACACAAACACCUCGCCUUUUCUCCAGAGAUUUGUUGAAACCUACAGUUACUACUCUUAUGUGUUUGACUCACUUGAUGCAACUCUCCCUAGGGAGAGCCAGGACAGGAUGAAUGUAGAAAGGCAAUGCUUGGCAAAGGACAUUGUCAACAUUGUUGCGUGUGAGGGCGAGGAUAGAAUAGAACGGUAUGAAGUUGCAGGAAAAUGGAGGGCAAGGUUGACAAUGGCUGGUUUCACUUCAUCACCAAUGAGCACAAAUGUUAGAGAAGCAAUUAGGAAACUCAUUAAGCAGUAUUGUGACAGGUUCAAGAUGAAGGAGGAAAUGGGGGGUCUUCAUUUUGGGUGGGAUGACAAAAACUUAAUUGUGGCUUCAGCAUGGAAGUGACCAAGACAAUUCUUUUGUUACUUGUGAGGCUCAUACUUGUAGUGUUAAUGUAGUAUUUGUUCGUUUGUUUAGUCUAUGUAUCUAUGUAUGUUUAAGCUUGGUUCAGACCCUGAUGUAUACUAACGUUCAAUACUAUGCUAAUACGAACUUUCAUGAUACUACUG